AUGUCUUGGUCCGCGCCCGACGACAUCCUCCUCUCCACCUCCCUCGCCGGCUUCUUGGACAAGAAACUUAUUGUCCUGCUAAGAGAUGGACGGAAACUGCUUGGCACCCUCUGCUCAUUUGAUCAGUUUGCAAAUGUUGUUCUUCAGGGUGCUUGUGAACGAGUGAUUGUGGGGGAACAAUAUUGUGAUGUUCCUCUUGGUCUGUACGUAAUCCGGGGAGAGAAUGUUGUUUUAAUCGGAGAAUUGGAUCGCGAAAAGGAUGAACUCCCUGCUCACAUGACCUGUGUUUCAGAAGCAGAAAUAAGAAAGGCUGAAAAGGCAGAACGGGAAGCAAGAGAUCUGAAAGGCACGAUGAGGAAAAGGAUGGAGUUCCUAGACUUCGAUUAA
Miscanthus lutarioriparius is the source of this 387-nucleotide messenger RNA. Lineage: Eukaryota; Viridiplantae; Streptophyta; Magnoliopsida; Poales; Poaceae. The record is from the annotation of a GenBank genome assembly.